This is a messenger RNA of Siniperca chuatsi (mandarin fish), 3637 nucleotides long. Its product is annotated as protein FAM124B. The coding region runs from base 644 to 2311 and encodes 555 amino acids. Gene Ontology annotation, cellular component: nucleoplasm. The record is from RefSeq and is a predicted model, not a curated record. The transcript has 7 exons. Lineage: Eukaryota; Metazoa; Chordata; Actinopteri; Centrarchiformes; Sinipercidae.
GUAUGGACGUGACUUUAGAAACUGUAGGAGUGCAUGUCUCUCACAGGUUAGAGCGUUAUAGCGCUUUUCACUUCACAUUACUUGGAAACCAGCAGUCCUGCUCCAAAUGUGAGCUGCACAGGAGUUUAAUGCUCUUAACCAGGUCUUAACAAACAAUGUCUUUAAUCUUAAUGGUUUAGAGCCUCCCCUCCAUACGUCCCCUGCACUUUUGAAUCUGUCCAGCCCGCCUGGACUGUCUCCUUUGUCUUCUCAUAUUGUUAGACGCAUGCCAUCUGCUCCAUGUUAUUAUAGGCGGCUUUAGUUUUAAAGCAGCACAACUUCUGCUGGUCCCUUUCGCCCAGACUUUAGUCUCAGUAACUUCCCAAACAUAGCCCAGCAUGCACUUCUUCUCAGCUUGAAACGGGGCCACCUCCAGUUUUAGUUUUUUCUCCCCAAAAAUAUUCAGAGCCUAUAUUUUAACAUAACGGUGUAUGGUUGCCUGGUGACGUCAGCGUCCCAGCAAGAGUCCCUUUUUUGUGUGGAGCAGCCAGUCUGUGUGGAAAGAAAUCAACCGGGAUGCUUUUCACUCUGUCCGGACUGCUGCAAACACCGCUCAAACUCUCUGUGCAGCAGGCUCGACCACAUGUGAAAGGUGUACCGGGAUAUGUUUCGAAGAGCGGUGGCGAUAAAGAGAGCCGACGAUGAAAACGUGGACUCCGGAGCCGAAACUGCCGAAUCUGACUGCAGCAGGAUGUCAUCAUCUGGCUUUGAGCUCAUGACCAGUCAGGUCAGGCAGCAGCGGCAGCAGCAGCUCCUGCUAAUGAACUUGCAUCUGCUGGCCAACCCUGGAGACUCACUGCUGCUGCAGCACACCCUGGAUCGCCUCCUGCGCUGGCUCUGCCCAACGCUCCGCAUCUUCCAUGUGUCAGAGAGGGCCUCUCCAUUCAGAAGUUACACCCGCCUCUGUCCUGUGGCAGGCUACCCUUCUCUGGCCAUCACGUUCUUCCUCCAUGAGGCGUAUGGAGAGGAACGAAUCCUCAAAGUGCUGGACUUCUUUCAGCGUCCGCCCUGGCAGUACCACCACACCGAGAGCUGCGGCAGCCGAACUGGAGGGAUCCACAUUACCUCCUGCAGCUCCCCAGCCAAUGCCCUGAUGCGGCCGUACCUCCUGCCCAGCAGAGACUUCUAUAGUUUGGGUGCAGGGAUGCCUGUGUGGGGGGUUCGACCUGUGCACUGUGGUGGAGAAAUACUACGUGUGACACUGUACAGUGGAUAUGACAACUAUGAGGAUGCUGUGCGGCUCUAUGAGACAGUGCUGCAGCGACAGGCAGAGGAGCAGAAGACAGGCUUCUGCUGGUUCACUCUCCACACAGAGCCUGGGCUGUGCCUGCAGCUGGCUUUAAAACAGUUGUCACCAGGGGUUCGAGUGGAGCCAUGCAGCUCUGCCGUACUGCAAUUUAGUGUGGAAGAAAUUGGCCAGCUAGUCCCUCUGUUGCCCAACCCCUGUACCCCCAUCAGCACUACACGCUGGCAGACAGAAGACCUGGAUGGCAAUAAGGUUCUCUUCCAGGUGAAUACCCCAGCUCAACCUCAGCGACCUCUGACCUGUGCUUUCCCCCUGACCUGCCCCAGCGUGUCCCCCCGAGGAAUGCAGCUCAGGAGCUCAGUACAGUCGCCCUGCAGCCUCACCACACACCUGCCCUGGCAAACACACAGGCAAGGCCACAGACCGCGCAGUGACCCUGUCCUGGAGAAGCUUCAUGGAGGAGGUGGUGGAGCAGAGAGCCUGGGAUCAGGAAGCUGCUGCAGCACCCCUCCAGGCAGCUCCUGUUACUCAUCCCAGCGCAGCAGCCCUGCACCGCCCUCAACCACCAAUCACCCUGACUCUCCUCUGCGCCCCUCCAUCACCCGUUCUCUCUCCCAUCUCCUCCUAGAAGAGGAGGAGGAGGAGCCAGAGACCAACGUAGACACAGGAGUCCCCGUCUCACCUCGCUCUGACACAGCAGUCAAAACAAUUGCUCGCUCUUCCUCCAUGGACCUUUUGAUGACUCUCCAGUCUGAGAGACCCGCAGCUGUUGGGGCUUCAGCUGGUGAGAGUCUGGCCAAGGAGCUGAUUGAAUGUCUGCCACGUGCACACAUACACCCUCAGGCCACCUCCAAGAAAUGGAGCUCCGCUGGUUGUACAGAUGCAGCCAGGAAGCGCUGUGGCAGCAGGACUGUUGCAGCAGGACGAAGCCCCUCCAAAGGGCCCGUGGUGGAGAACAGGACUACUGCUGAGCUGCUGUCAGCACGCACAAACAACGAGGAGCCAGUCGAUGAGUUUUUCAUCUAAAUUACUUCCACUAUGCCACGUGCUGUGGUAAUAAUCACAAGAUGAGAAACCCUUUAAAGAGGAUCUGAAGUCAUGCAGUCUGACGAAAGAGCAGUGCUCUGGGAUGUAGAAGAAACCAAAGUUCAGAUGCAGGUGACACUUUCCACUCAGAAGUGACUUGGUGUCUAAAUUCUUAAAAUGGUUUGAUUCGUCCCGUAAAUUUCCACAAUAACAGUAACAGUACAAUUGUCCAACUCAUACUUUAAAAGACCUGCCAAGAGAGUGGUACAAGGUGAGUGAUACUUUAAAGCAGUGCAGGUAAUAAUAACAAUUAAUAUUGUUGAAUGUUUAAAUUACUUUUAUAUUUAGAUCCAACUAAUGAUUAGUUAAGCUAUUGUGCUAAAAUGUAGCCCUGUGAAUAGCAAAACAUGAAGGAAAUGCUCUGUAAGUGUUACUUUCAGGGUACUAAUGCCAGUCUAGGUUUCUGUAUAAUUGCUCAGCCAGGCAAGCUAAUGUCUUAUUUUUUGAUUGCCUUUGAAAGAGAUGAAGAUGAUCUCAGCGUGAAGUCGCUCUUUGAUGUUGCCGUUGAUCGUGAUUAGAAAUCUGAUUUAGUCUGAUUGCUCUCCACAGUGCACCACAGUCUGUGUUACAGUUCUUAAACCAGACUUUAUAUAGUAAAAGUAUAGUGGUUUUUGAUUACAAAUUAUCCUUGCUCCAGUAUUUGUGCGUCAUAAUAUAUAAGUGGUGGACUAGACCAGGCCAAAUUAUUGUAUUGAAGAGGAUUGAAUUUUCUCACAUAGUUAUUAUUUUCCUCUGAUAGCCUAGAGUUAACAGGAUGUUCUAAAUAACUACUUAAAGAGAACAUUUGGACUUUACAAAAAAGCUUGUAAUAUAUAUUUUUUAAUAAUAAUAUAACCAUUAGUAUGUAAGGUGUCUCAAACAACACAAAUGUGUCCUGAGCCUGUGACCUCAGAAAUGUUAAUUACAGUAAGUAAUGCCACAGUAAGCUGAGGGAUCAGCAGACAGAUUAACUUCAGUGAAAACUUAGCAAGUACAUCAUAUAUUGGACUGAUCAGUUACAACAGAUGGUAGUCAAACGCACAACAUUUUUGCAUGAUUAUAGCUGUUUAGAGACAAGUCUGAUAAAAGAUAAUAUUGUAUUAUGUGAGGAAAGGAAAGGCAGCUCGGAGGUGUGAAUGUGUUUAACUGUUUACUGUAAAUGGGUGUUACUGGAAAAAAAAUAGAGCAUCAACUGUGAGGCUCCUUAGUGUCUAACAUGUUCAAUGGUGCAGAGAAAUGUUUUAAGGCUUAGUAUUAAAAGAUAAAUGAAUAAAAGCUUGAAAUGAA